AUGUCCGAUGAAACGACAAAGGCCGAUGUUAAUCUUGUACGAUUGCCUAGUAUAGAUGAACAACAUGAUCGUCAAGUAAUUCUAAACACAAGUCCAUCGAUAAUAAGUUUUGAAACUGUUAAUUUACCAAAAAGUAUUCUUGAUAUUCUCGAUGAUGUAUAUUCAAAUCGAAGUCAUCAACGAUGUAUUCAUAUAAGUUAUUUUACAUUACUUUCAAUGACAUUAACAGUAAUUUUUUGGAUAUCUUAUUGGUUGACCUAUAAUCGUUGUCAAAAUUUAAAAGAUCCUCAACCAAAUUCAUUUCUCUGUGAUCUUGUUCUUAUAUUUGAAGUCUUAACAUUUACAUUAAUUAGUAUUACACCUGUAUUAUUUAUAUUUAUGAUUCAUUCAUGGAUAAUUUACUCUUGUUAUAAUCCAUUUGAUUCUAUUCGAGAUAAUUUUAUUGGAUUUAAAAUUGAAGGAGAACAAUGGAAACAACAAUUAGAUUAUUAUUAUCAACGAAAAAAAACAAGAUAUUUAAAUUGUUUCCGAUGUAAACAACGUAAAGAAUUAAAUGAUCGAGGUCAUGGUUAUAUUAUUUUAUCAACACAUGGAAUUGUUAUUGAUGAAUUAAUAAUGUUCAAUGAUCAAAAGAAUAUUAUUGAUAAAGGGAUACUUUUAGAUAAUGGAAAAAUAUUAAAAUUAACUUUUAAAAGAACUUGUAAACGACCUUGGAAAACUUAUAUUGAAAUUUAUCUUACCGAUGAUUUAAUUAAUAGACGUACGAUGGAAGAACUUAUGGAAUCAUUAAAAAUACAAAUUAAUAUUGACGCGAUUCUUCCACCAUGUUUUUAA
This is a messenger RNA of Adineta steineri, 834 nucleotides long. The record is from the annotation of a GenBank genome assembly. NCBI's taxonomy places the organism in Eukaryota, Metazoa, Rotifera, Eurotatoria, Adinetida, Adinetidae.